Molecule: messenger RNA, 1899 nt
Organism: Bacidia gigantensis
Lineage: Eukaryota; Fungi; Ascomycota; Lecanoromycetes; Lecanorales; Ramalinaceae
Exons: 2
Coding region: 1-1899 (632 amino acids)
Biological process (GO): mitochondrial translation; arginyl-tRNA aminoacylation
Cellular component (GO): cytoplasm; mitochondrion
Molecular function (GO): ATP binding; arginine-tRNA ligase activity
Source: RefSeq, a predicted model, not a curated record
AUGGCCUCCACAAACAGCACAUAUCUAGAUUCGAACUCACAUCUCAAUCCCGUCGAUGGAUAUCGGAAAAAGAUUGCUGAGGAUCUUGCCCCAAUAACCGGGAAACCUGCAGCGGAAAUAUUUGAGCGACUAGCAUGGACACAGACGUUAGACAAAGGAGACUUGACUUUAGCAGUUCCAGCCCUACGAAUUCAAGGCAAGAAGCCGAACGAGCAGGCCCAAGAAUUUGGCGCUCAAUACCCUGAAAGCUCAUUGAUUGAGAAGCCCACAGUGGCUGGCAGCUUUAUACAAUUUUUUUUCAAGCCUCAGCCGCUCGCGCAACAUAUCAUUCCUCUGAUACUGAAAGAGAAACAACACUAUGGCAAGAAUUAUUCUCUGGGGUUGCGGGACCCUAAGGAUCCUUCAAGUGGCCAGAAGACUGUCAUAGUGGAAUUCUCCUCACCGAAUAUAGCAAAACCCUUCCAUGCGGGUCAUCUACGAAGUACGAUAAUCGGCGGUUUCUUAGCGAACCUUUACGAGGCUGCAGGAUGGAAGGUCAUACGGAUGAAUUACCUGGGCGAUUGGGGUCGGCAAUUUGGUCUACUAGCAAAUGCGUAUCAAAUGUAUGGCGACAAAGAGAAGCUCAAAACGGAUCCUAUCGGCCAUCUCUUUGACAUUUACGUACAGAUCAACAAAGUCACCGGUCCCGAAGAGGAUCUUAUAAAAGAGAAGAAGGAGCAACUGAAGCAGCUUGAGGAGCGGAAAGAGAACACGGAAGCAUUAGAGGCCGACAUAGCUGCUCUCGUAGCCAAGAGCGAGAAUGAAAAGGCUCGCCAAUACUUCAAGCGCCUGGAGGGUGGGGAUGAAGAAGCCAGGAAACAAUGGCGCGAAUUUCGGGACUUGAGUAUUGCGAAGUACGAGAAAACGUAUGCUCGACUGAACAUCCACUAUGAUGUCUAUUCGGGUGAAUCCCAAGUAGAAAUGUGGAGGAUGGACCGAGCAGUCGAAGAGCUUGAGAAAAGCGGAUUAUCUGAGGAAUCAAAAGGUGCAAUCAUCGUCGAUUUGACCAAGUCAAAAGACAAGAAUAUCAAGAAGCUGGGUAAAGCAUUGGUGAAGAAGAGCGAUGGAUCAUCCUUGUACCUCACUCGUGAUCUUGGUGAGGCUGUGAAACGCCACGAGUUAUACAACUUUGAUAAGAUGAUAUAUGUUGUGUCAUCCCAGCAGGAUGUGCAUGUUACACAGCUAUUCAAGAUUCUUGAAUUGAUGGGCCGGAACGAGGUAUCUGACAAAUGCGUAUUCGUCAAUUUUGGCAUGGUCUUGGGCAUGAGUACUCGCAGGGGCACCGUGAAAUUUUUGGAUGACAUCCUUCGUGAUGUUGGCGAAAACAUGCACGAUGUUAUGAAACGAAAUGAGAAGAAGUACGAACAGGUCGAGAAUCCCAAAGAGACCGCCGAUACCUUGGGAAUCUCGGCGGUCAUGGUACAAGACAUGAGCGGUAAACGAAUCAAUAACUACGAUUUCUCGCUUGAGCGAAUGUGCUCGUUUGAAGGCGACACUGGGCCGUACCUGCAAUACGCGCAUGCUCGUCUUUGCUCGAUUACUCGGAAAGCACAAUUAUCCGCAGCAGAUCUUGCGUCGGCAGAUUUGACUCUGCUCAAGGAAAGUCAUGCAAUCAAUCUCAUCCGGGUCUUGGCGACAUGGCCGGAUCAGCUCCAACAGGCCUUGAAGACCCUCGAACCCACAACGGUGCUCAAUUACUUGUUUAAGAUGACGCACAUGCUCAGCUCAAGCUAUGAUCACCUACAAGUUGUUGGCAGUGAGUUUGAGCUACAAAAGGCAAGGAUGGCCUUGUAUGAAGCCGCUAGACAAGUGCUGAACAAUGGUAUGAGGUUACUUGGUUUGAACCCAGUGGAGAGGUAG